Balaenoptera musculus (blue whale) is the source of this 460-nucleotide messenger RNA. It is a transcript of the gene GPHA2, whose product is annotated as glycoprotein hormone subunit alpha 2. The record is from RefSeq and is a predicted model, not a curated record. Gene Ontology annotation, cellular component: extracellular region. Lineage: Eukaryota; Metazoa; Chordata; Mammalia; Artiodactyla; Balaenopteridae. Gene Ontology annotation, biological process: cell surface receptor signaling pathway. The transcript has 3 exons. The coding region runs from base 1 to 390 and encodes 129 amino acids. Gene Ontology annotation, molecular function: hormone activity; hormone receptor binding.
AUGCCCAUGGCGUCCCCCCAAACCCUGCUCCUCUGCCUGCUGAUCCUGGCGGUCACUGAAGGCCAGGGUCAACAGGCAGCCAUCCCAGGCUGCUACUUGCACCCCUUCAAUGUGACAGUGCGAAGUGACCGCCAAGGCACCUGCCAGGGCUCCCACGUGGCACAGGCCUGCGUGGGCCACUGCGAGUCCAGCGCCUUCCCUUCCCGUUACUCGGUGCUGGUGGCCAGUGGCUAUCGACAUAACAUCACCUCCAUCUCUCAGUGCUGCACCAUCAGCAGCCUGAGGAAGGUGAAGGUGCAGCUGCAUUGUGGGGGGGACCGGAGGGAGGAGCUGGAGAUCUUCACGGCCAGGGCCUGCCAGUGUGACAUGUGUCGCCUCUCGCGCUACUAGCCCAUCCUUCUCCCGCCACCCUCCCCUUGGUCAGAGGGUUUAAUGUUGGAGUAUAUCCUACAUAUCCUGA